GCUUCAAACCUUCACUUACCAUUUCAAACGCAAUAAAAAACACAAUAAAUUUAAAUUUAAAUAAAAAAGAAAAAGAUAAAAAGGGAAAAAAAAAGAAAAGAAAAUGGAAUAUAAUAUCAAGGUAUCAUUUGCACUUCUAUUGCUAUUUUUAGCAAGACUUGGAGACGCUCAGGCACCAACAUCUCAGCCAGCAGUGUUUGAUAUUACUAAAUAUGGCGCAACUAGUAAUGGAGAUAUCAGUAAGGCAGUGUUGGAUGCUUUUAAAGAGGCAUGUGCAUCAACAAGCCCAAGUACAAUAGUGAUACCAAAAGGUACAUUUCAAAUGGCUCAAGUAAAACUAGAAGGUCCAUGCAAGGCACCUCUUGAACUUCAAGUCCAAGCCACUUUGAAAGCUAAUGAAGAUCCUAAGCAACUCAAUGCUGAUAUUGAAUGGUUGACUGUUAAUUAUAUUGAUCGUUUUACACUCUCUGGCGGUGGUACUUUUGAUGGCCAAGGUAAAGCAGCAUGGGCUCAAAAUAAUUGCAAGGAUUCCAAAAGUUGUGGCAAUCUUCCCAAUAAUUUGAGCUUCAACUUCCUUACAAAUUCCACAAUCCAAGACAUAACAUCACAAGACAGCAAACUCUUCCAUGUCAACGUGAACGGUUGCAAGAACUUGACAUUCAUCCGAGUUAACAUCACAGCUCCACCAGAAAGCGUCAACACCGAUGGCAUCCACGUGGCACGAUCGAGCAACGUAAACAUCACGGAUUGUGUCAUUGGCACUGGAGAUGACUGUAUUUCUGUUGGUGAUGAAUUGGAACAACUUCAUAUCACUAGAGUUACUUGUGGACCUGGACAUGGUAUUAGUGUUGGAAGCCUUGGAAAGACUCCUGGUGAAAAGCCUGUGGUGGGAGUUUAUGUGAGGAAUUGCACAUUUAUUAAUACUGAUAAUGGUGUUAGGGUAAAGACAUGGCCAGCUUCUCAUCAAGGUGUUGUCACGGAUUUGCACUAUGAAGAUAUCAUUGUACAAAAUGUUACCAACCCUAUUGUCAUUGAUCAAGUCUAUUGCCCAUACAAUCAAUGCAACAAAGAUUUGCCAUCACAAGUGAAGAUAAGCAAAGUGAGCAUAAAAAAUGUAAGGGGUACAUCAAGAACACAAGAUGCAGUGCUGCUACUGUGCAGUAAAGGAGUACCAUGUGAAGGAGUUGAAGUUGGAGACAUAGACAUUGCCUACAAUGGAAAGGAAGGACCAGCUAAGUCUAGGUGUGAGAAUGUCAAGCCAACUCUUGUGGGGAAGCAAAAUCCACCAGUUUGUGCUGGAGCUCAGUCUGCUUGAGUCCCAAGUUUUGUGCAUUUUUUUAGUAACUUUUUUUUU
This is a messenger RNA of Lycium ferocissimum, 1354 nucleotides long. Its product is annotated as polygalacturonase-like. Gene Ontology annotation, molecular function: polygalacturonase activity. The transcript has 4 exons. The record is from RefSeq and is a predicted model, not a curated record. Bases 104 to 1315 code for a protein of 403 amino acids. Gene Ontology annotation, biological process: carbohydrate metabolic process. Lineage: Eukaryota; Viridiplantae; Streptophyta; Magnoliopsida; Solanales; Solanaceae.